GCCAGCCCUCCAGAUCUCUAUAUUGAAAGAUUUAACGUAGCUCUUGGACAGUAUAUGGGAGCAUUGCAGAGCAUUGUGCCUCUUUUCAUAUAUAUGAAUAAAUUUUACAUAGAAACCAAGCUUAACAGAGACUUAAAAGAUGACCUUAUAAAGCUGUUUACGGAACAUGUUGCAGAAAAGCACAUUUACAACCUAAUGCCUUUACUUUUGGAAGCUCAGUCAACACCGUUUCAAAUAACUCCUUCAACCAUGGCAAAUAUUGUGAAAGGCCUGUAUACACUACGACCAGAGUGGGUACAGAUGGCACCAGCUUUAUUUUCUAAAUUCAUCCCAAAUAUUCUACCCCCUGCUGUGGAAUCUGAGCUUCAGGAAUAUGCUGCUCAAGACCAGAAACUUCAAAGAGAGCUUAUGCAGAAUGGAUUUACUAGAGGUGACCAGUCACGCAAGAGAGCUGGAGAAGAGUUAACUUACAAUGGCUCAUCAGCUUGUGCAAGCUCCAGGGGGUACAGAUAGUGAAUAUACUGGAUCAGCUUCUAUUCCUAGCCAGAACAGACACUGGAGGAGCGCAGGUGGUAUCCGGAGCCUCAUUUGGCAACUGCUGAUACUUGAGCUCUGACACGAACUAUGCCUCAAAGGAGAGUUUUGGACUUUCUUCUUUAUAUAAUAAAAUGUCAGUUGCUGCUACAAUCGGGAUGACUUGGAAAGACAUGAUUCCUUGGUCUAGCCUCUCAACAAGUUCAUGUUCUGCAAUUCUUGUGAGGAAUGCACCUUGAAAAACAAUCCUUUCAAAGUGGAAAUGGGCAGCCGAAAUCAGCAGCUUCCAAAAGUGUUAGAAUGGAAGAAUCUUUUUUGCACUCUUUUCUUAAUAUUAAGGACAUUCUUAAAACUAGUUAACACAUCAGUGUAUUAGUUUUUAAACUUCAAGGUAUUUUCUGGAGCUUUUACUUAAAUAAUAAGAAUAAAAUUUCAUUAUUUUGCA
Messenger RNA from Phaethon lepturus (White-tailed tropicbird), 979 nucleotides. RefSeq names its product CDK2-associated, cullin domain 1 (gene CACUL1). Lineage: Eukaryota; Metazoa; Chordata; Aves; Phaethontiformes; Phaethontidae. The transcript is spliced from 6 exons. The annotation marks the transcript as partial. The record is from RefSeq and is a predicted model, not a curated record.